AUGGUCAACUUGACCUUACAGAAUGGAUUCCUCCUCAUGGGGUUUUCCAAUGACCGUAAAUUUCAGAUUUUUUAUGCACUGCUCUUUUUGGUGGCAUACCUGCUGGCUGUAACAGGCAAUCUCCUCAUUAUCACCAUCAUUACCUUGGACCAUCAUCUGCAUUCUCCCAUGUAUUACUUCCUGAAGCAUCUCUCUCUUCUGGACCUCUGCUUCAUCUCUGUCACAGUCCCCCAGUCCAUUGCAAACUCGCUUUUGGGCAAUGAUUAUAUUUCCCUCAGUCAGUGUAUUCUUCAGGUUUUCUUCUUCAUCGCUCUGGCUUCAUCCGAAGUGGCCAUCCUGACAGUGAUGUCUUAUGACAGGUAUGCAGCCAUCUGUCGACCACUGCAAUAUGAGACCAUUAUGAAUCCCAGAGCUUGCAGCCAUUCUGUGAUAGCUGUGUGGAGUGCAGGGGGCCUCUCUGGGCUCAUGCACACAGCCAUUAACUUCUCAAUUCCGCUUUGUGGGGAGAGAGUUAUUCACCAAUUCUUCUGUGAUAUUCCUCAAAUGCUAAAACUAGCCUGUUCUUAUGAGUUCAGUAGAGAGAUUGCAGUGGCUGCAUUUACAACCUCCUCAGCAUUCAUCUGUUUGAUCUCCAUCAUGCUCUCCUACAUUCGCAUAUUUUCAACAGUGCUGAGAAUACCAUCAGCUGAGGGCCGAACCAAGGUCUUCUCCACUUGCCUGCCACACUUAUUCGUAGUCACCUUCUUCCUCUCAGCUGCAGGCUUUGAGUUUCUAAGACCCCCUUCUGGUUCCCCUUCAGCCAUGGACCUUAUGUUCUCCAUAUUCUACACGGUGAUCCCUCCAACACUCAACCCAGUCAUCUAUAGCUUGCGAAAUGAAGCCAUGAAGGCAGCUCUGAGGAAGGUCCUGUCUAAAGAAGAAUUUGCUCACAGAAAGAUGCAUUUAAAAGCCAUGUUUAAACUCUAA
Messenger RNA from Castor canadensis (American beaver), 966 nucleotides. RefSeq names its product olfactory receptor 14J1. Gene Ontology annotation, biological process: G protein-coupled receptor signaling pathway. Gene Ontology annotation, molecular function: olfactory receptor activity; G protein-coupled receptor activity. NCBI's taxonomy places the organism in Eukaryota, Metazoa, Chordata, Mammalia, Rodentia, Castoridae. The record is from RefSeq and is a predicted model, not a curated record. Gene Ontology annotation, cellular component: membrane.